AUGGCAACAGUAAAUAGGGUAGGGGUGGUCCUUACAUCUCCCAAAGACUGGGAUGAAUGGAUCGAGACAAUAAAAACAACAUCAAUGAAAGCUGGAGUAUGGAGGUAUAUUGACCCGAACAAUAUUAAUCCUCCUAUUCUAGAGCCACCUACUCGUCCUGCCCCUAGCUUUGUGCAUGCCGCAGCACAGGCAGGCCAAGGGUUUGCAACAUAUUCAUCUUCGCAGCAAGCACCCGCAGGUGUGGCAACAAGAGGACGAUCCUCUGCACAGCAACCUCAGCAGUCUGUUGAAGACCAACAACAACUUUCCUCGCAACUGAUGCCAAUCACAUAUGCGAGUUUGACCAAAGAUCAAAAAGAAGAACUUCAGAACCUAAAAGACGAUUACCAACAUGAUUACCAGGAAUCCCUGGCAGAAGGAGCAUCAAUUCCAAGUUCUGCAAACCAAACCGAUGAACCUCAUGAUCCUAAUUUCAAAUCUGAAACCUUCCUUCACACUCUGGGCAAAACAGCUCAAGAGAGACGUGAAUCUAUACUUGCAAAUCGACAUGAAAAGGCUGAAUGGAAUGUUGAAACCUUUGACGAACUCCAGAAACUAUCUGUCACCAACCAGAAAAUGGCAUGGACUUUGCACAAGAACAUUCUUCAGGACUAUUUGGCCCUAGCAGAGGAUUCGAAUUCGAUACUGGCUGAAAAGGAUGAUGCCAUUCUCCAGUUACAGGAACUGAUCCAGAGCAACGAGCAACAAAUCUCUGAGCAACAAACAAUUCAGAAAUAUCUUGAAAAGCAAACCCAACAAGCUCUGAAGAAUGAACCAGGACACCACUCUUACAGUCAACUGUCAGCUCGGAUUCCAGACCCUCCAAUCCUCACAGAUGGGAUAGAGCCAGCAUUUGAAGACUGGGUUGUGAAAAUUUGCCUCAAGCUCGAAGCCAACAUUGAUCAUUUUCCAACACAGACUUUACAAAUGAGCUACAUUCAGAGUCAACUGGGAGGACUGGCAGUUCGACAUGUCAAUCCAAGGCUUCGACCAAACUCUACAAACAAACUGCAGACAGCAGAAGAAAUUCUCGAACUUUUGGAAAAAAGUCUUCAGUGA
Pseudogymnoascus destructans is the source of this 1098-nucleotide messenger RNA. RefSeq lists its product as uncharacterized. The transcript has 2 exons. The coding region runs from base 1 to 1098 and encodes 365 amino acids. The record is from RefSeq and is a predicted model, not a curated record. NCBI's taxonomy places the organism in Eukaryota, Fungi, Ascomycota, Leotiomycetes, Thelebolales, Thelebolaceae.